UGGGGAUGAAAAUUUUGAAGGUGCAAAGCUGAGUCCUCAUUCACAGCGAUUCCACAGUGAUUAAAGAAAGCCUCAGUCAGAAUCUCCCCAGUGUCUCAUUAACUAGGUUCAGCUCCCACUCUGCAGCUGAGGCUUGGCAAGACAGUCACAAGUUCUAUCCCAGCUGGAGGGGGAGAGAGAGGCUGAGGGUUGAAAUUAUUUUAUCUCCUCCAUUAGCCUCUCCCUUCCCCCAUUCCAUCUCCCCCCUCCAGCUCCCUCCGAUGCAAGAAAAUGAGAAGGCGGGAGGUACCUCCAUGUCUGACUCAGAAGGGAUAAGGGGAUUGUCAGCGACACUGGAACGGCGCAGGUACAGAGCCCUCUCGGCGUUAACUCGUCAAGCGAGAAAAGGAUCGCUGCGGUGGAAACGGCGAGCUCACCUCAGUGGCUGAAAAGAUUUCGGACGCUGUCAACGGCUGGGCACCGCUACACCGUUUCGGUCGAUGAGGCAAAAUGCGGAAAGCUGUCACCGAAUCUCUCCGGCGGCACAAAGCGGUGUGUGAGAGGGAAUCGGCAGGGGUGGGGGGCAGUGUCUCACUCUGAGAGCUCGCUUCACUGACACUCCCCGCACCUCACCCCCGAAAGAAAUAUCGAAUUCUCUGACGGCGGACACUUUACAUCUCGAAGACAAAGGGUGCUGGAGGUGUCCGGGCGCUUCUCCGGCCGCUGUGCAACGGAAUCGGUGCUGACCGGUUUAUUGUACCUCACGCUCCGAGGACGGGUCGACAACCCAAGAGGCAUUCAUCGCCUCUGGUCCAAAAACAACCCAAGCAAGCUCCAGAACUCUGUGUGUGGGAAGAAUAACUGAAGAUCUUUCUAGCGACCAGUGGCUGGUAACACCGAAAAAAUGCAGGUCAGGUUGGAUAGCCGCACACAAUUGCUCUUUAUUGCUCUGACAUGUGCAACACUCCUGUCUCUGGUGUACAUUUCUUUUAAUUCGCCCAGGUUAAUAAUGCGGGCUGCCAAAGAGAAACCAGAGUUUAAAUGGAGGAAAAGUUACGUCAUUACAAAAUAUGAAAAUUGGUUCAAUGAUAGUGCUGUUACCGAUCAACAGACAAAGACCUCAUGGGGUGCUCCUAUUAUGUGGGAUGGGACCUUUGACCCAUUGGAACGUGAUGAAUUCUACAUUCAAAAGAAGGUGGUGAUUGGCCUGACCGUAUUUGCGAUUGGAAGGUACAUUGACAGAUAUUUGAAGGAUUUCUUGGUUUCAGCAGAGCAGCAUUUCAUGAAAGGACUCCAGGUGAUCUAUUACGUGAUGGUUGACAAUGUCAGCAAAGCCCCUGAACUGCAGAUGUCUCCAGGCCGGACCAUGAACGUGAUCCAGGUUCCCAAACAAUCUCGCUGGCAGGACAUCAGCAUGAUGCGUAUGCAGCAAAUCAAUGACCUCAUCCAGGAUAAGAUCCGUUUUGAGGUCACCUAUCUCUUCUGCUUUGAUGUUGACCAGGUCUUUGUGGGGCGUUUUGGGGCUGAAGCUUUGGCAGACUCAGUCGCUCAGAUCCACUCGGCUUUCCUCACCGCCAGCCGCAACCAAUUCACCUAUGAGCGUAACCCAAACUCAGCAGCUUACAUCGCACCAGACGAGGGAGACUUCUAUUAUCAUGCUGCUGUUUUCGGAGGCACACCAUACCUGGUUUUUAACCUGACUAGGAGCUGCCUGGACGGGAUCAUCAGAGACAAAAGCAAAGGUAUCGAGGCAAUCUGGCAUGAUGAGAGCCACUUGAACCGUUACUUUUUGGAUCACAAACCUGCUAAGCUCUUAUCUCCUGAGUAUUGCUGGGAUCGAAGGCCAGCCAAAUAUAUCAGAUACGUCAGGAUGAAAUGGAUGCCCAAGGACUAUAAGAAAUUACGUGACAAUUGAAUGGGAGAGGAGUCUACUAACCUUUCCUGUUGCUAGGUUAUCAUCAUUUGACUGGGACUCUCUCUCUUGUCAACCAUUAAAAUCAAAACACGUCCUUUCAAAUCUUUGAACAAAACAAUUCCAGACAAGAAUUUUGCAGUCUUUAAUGCAUGGCAAGGGCUAACUGCUUGGGGCCGAUUUUUCCAUUCAGGAACAUUAUGAGUGGAACUGACACCAGUCCUUGGAUUUGAAGAGUUUGACUAUCCCUAUUCUGAUUGUCGUUCAGUCAAUCACUUACUCCAAUAUUCUGCCUAGCUUGUGUGUCUGAGGGUGUUCACCACCAAAUCACAGCCUCUUCCACAUAUUGUUGCAAGCAGUCUUCUCCUCACAAAUUACAAAUUCUUUACAGCGAAGAUAAUUAGAACAAGGACUCUUUUCCAGUUACCUUUUUGAAGCAUAAUCCAUAAUUUAUUUUAAAAUGAAUCGGUUGUUUUGCUGAAAAGAUGAUUAUUAACAGUUGUGGAGAAACAAGAGUCAAAUUAGGCUCAAUUUGCACUGAAAGGUGUUGGCUUUAAUCUUGUUUGAUAUUAAAUCAGGAUGUGCUUUUCUACAUUGCUGGGAGUUUUAAAUAAAAAUUUAUAGUACA
This is a messenger RNA of Chiloscyllium plagiosum (whitespotted bambooshark), 2519 nucleotides long. Its product is annotated as N-acetyllactosaminide alpha-1,3-galactosyltransferase-like. The record is from RefSeq and is a predicted model, not a curated record. Gene Ontology annotation, cellular component: Golgi apparatus; vesicle; membrane. Gene Ontology annotation, biological process: carbohydrate metabolic process. Gene Ontology annotation, molecular function: hexosyltransferase activity. NCBI's taxonomy places the organism in Eukaryota, Metazoa, Chordata, Chondrichthyes, Orectolobiformes, Hemiscylliidae.